GAAGUUUGGGCAUGUUGGCAUGAGUUAUUGUCAUACUUAGAAAAGGCAAAUAAGUGGCUAAAUGAAGUAGAAUUGAAGCUUAAGACUACUGAAAAUAUUCCUGGUGGAGCUGAGGAAAUCUCCGAGGUGCUCAGUUCACUUGAAAAUUUGAUGCAACAUUCAGAGGAUAACCCAAAUCAGAUUCGCAUAUUGGCACAGACCCUAACAGAUGGCGGAGUCAUGGAUGAACUGAUCAAUGAAGAACUUGAGACAUUUAAUUCUCGUUGGAGAGAACUACAUGAAGAGGCUGUGAGGAGGCAAAAGUUGCUUGAACAGAGUAUCCAGUCUGCCCAGGAGAUUGAAAAAUCCUUACAGUUAAUUCAGGAGUCCCUCUCAUCAAUUGACAAGCAGUUGGCAGCUUAUAUCGCUGACAAAGUGGAUGCCGCUCAGAUGCCUCAGGAAGCCCAGAAAAUCCAAUCUGAUUUGACGAGUCAUGAGAUCAGUUUAGAAGAAAUGAAGAAACAUUACCAAGGAAAGGAAACUGCUCAACGGGUACUAUCCCAAAUUGAAGUGGCACAGAAAAAAAUGCAAGAUGUUUCCAUGAAAUUUCGAUUGUUCCAGAAGCCAGCCAAUUUUGAGCAGCGUCUACAGGAAAGUAAGAUGAUUUUAGAUGAAGUGAAGAUGCACUUGCCUGCACUGGAAACAAAGAGUGUUGAACAGGAAGUAGUACAGUCACAGUUAAACCAUUGUGUGAACUUGUAUAAAAGUCUGAGUGAAGUGAAGUCUGAAGUGGAGAUGGUGAUUAAAACUGGACGUCAAAUUGUACAGAAGAAGCAGACGGAAAACCCUAAAGAGCUUGAUGAAAGAGUAACGGCUUUGAAGUUGCAUUAUAAUGAGCUGGGAGCAAAGGUAACAGAAAGAAAGCAACAGUUGGAGAAAUGCUUGAAAUUGUCCCGUAAGAUGCGAAAGGAAAUGAAUGCCUUGACAGAAUGGCUGGCAGCUACAGAUAUGGAACUGACAAAGAGAUCAGCAGUUGAGGGAAUGCCUAGUAAUUUGGAUUCUGAAGUUGCCUGGGGAAAGGCUAUUCAGAAAGAGACUGAGAAACAGAAGGUUCACCUAAAGAGCAUUACAGAGCUAGGAGAGGUCUUGAAAACGGUUUUGGGCAAGAAGGAGACCUUGGUCGAAGAUAAACUGAGUCUUUUGAAUAGUAACUGGAUAGCCGUCACUUCUCGAGCAGAAGAGUGGCUAAACCUUUUGUUGGAAUACCAGAAACACAUGGAAACCUUUGACCAGAAUGUGGAUCAUAUCACAAAGUGGAUCAUUCAGGCUGAUGCAUUUCUGGAUGAAUCUGAGAAAAAGAAACCACAGCAAAAAGAAGACAUGCUAAAGCGUUUAAAGGCUGAACUGAAUGACAUACGCCCAAAGGUGGACUCCACGCGUGACCAAGCAGCAAACUUGAUGGCAAACCGCGGCGACCACUGCAGGAAAGUAAUAGAGCCCAAAAUCUCAGAGCUCAACCAUCGAUUUGCAGCCAUUUCUCACAGAAUUAAGACUGGAAAGGCCUCCAUUCCUUUGAAGGAAUUGGAGCAGUUUAACUCAGAUAUACAAAAAUUGCUUGAACCACUGGAGGCUGAAAUUCAGCAGGGGGUGAAUCUGAAAGAGGAAGACUUCAAUAAAGAUAUGAGUGAAGACAAUGAGGGUACUGUAAAAGAAUUGUUGCAAAGAGGAGACAACUUACAACAAAGAAUCACAGAUGAGAGAAAGCGAGAGGAAAUAAAGAUAAAACAGCAGCUGUUACAGACAAAACAUAAUGCUCUCAAGGAUUUGAGGUCUCAAAGAAGAAAAAAGGCUCUAGAAAUUUCUCACCAGUGGUAUCAGUACAAGAGGCAGGCUGAUGAUCUCCUGAAAUGCUUGGAUGACAUUGAAAAAAAAUUAGCCAGCCUACCUGAACCCAGAGAUGAAAGGAAAAUAAAGGAAAUUGAUCGUGAGUUGCAGAAGAAGAAAGAGGAGCUGAAUGCAGUGCAUAGGCAAGCUGAGGGCUUGUCUGAGGAUGGGGCAGCAAUGGCAGUGGAGUCAACUCAGAUCCAGCUCAGCAAGCGCUGGCGGGAAAUUGAGAGCAAAUUUGCUCAGUUUCGAAGACUCAACUUUGCACAAAUUCACACUGUCCGUGAAGAAUCAGUGACGGUGAUGACUGAAGAUAUGCCUUUGGAAAUUUCUUAUGUGCCUUCUACUUACCUGACUGAGAUUACUCACGUCCUACAAGCCCUUUCAGAAGUGGAACAACUUCUCAAUGCUCCCGACCUCUGUGCUAAAGAUUUUCAAGAUCUCUUCAAACAAGAGGAAUCUCUGAAGGUAAAACCAAAGCACUUCCAUUCAGAUUUUUACAAGGUCAUUACAUUGAUCAUUACUGGACCAGAAUAUUUGACUUAAAUAUGUAUACUGAAGGCAUUUUGAGUUACCAUAUGG
Messenger RNA from Capra hircus (goat), 2445 nucleotides. Its product is annotated as dystrophin-like. The record is from RefSeq and is a predicted model, not a curated record. NCBI's taxonomy places the organism in Eukaryota, Metazoa, Chordata, Mammalia, Artiodactyla, Bovidae. Gene Ontology annotation, biological process: synaptic signaling. Gene Ontology annotation, cellular component: plasma membrane. Gene Ontology annotation, molecular function: protein binding.